AUGAAUUCAUCUUCCUCAUCUUCAAUGCUAUCAGCACCAGCAGACCAUAAACAUCAGUCAAACGAGGAAUGGAAACAACAGCAACAGCACAAGUGUGAAUUAAUAUUAACCAAGGAUAAUAAGACCAUUGUGCAACCGUUUAUUUCUUGUCUCUAUAGUCCAGUCAAUGAACUAACACGUUUUCCUUAUCAAUUACUUCGACCAUUAGUCGAUGGUGCUUGUCGAGCGACAAUAUUUCUUAAUGGUGCUGAUUUUAUUCGUCAAUUUAAUACAUAUACAAAAUCUAAAUCUCGUUUUCGUUCAACAACAUUAUUCGCUACAUUUAAGAUUUUAAAUUUGUAUUCAGUAUCACCUCAUAUCAUUAUUCUCAACACAUUAGGUCGUUUUCUAACGAAACGUCUAACUCAUAAUCGUCUUCCUACCUAUCUAUCGAUUAUAGCAAUUCAAGAUUUGACUCAAUUAUUUUUAACAAAUAAUAAUUUUUAUUACGAUGGAAAAAUUUAUCGAUUUGGAAAAGGUAGUCCAGAUUCUUUACGAUUUAGUGAAACAUUAGGAAAUAUAUUUUUAUUGGAAUGGCAAUUAUAUCUUUUGAAUAAACCAAUAAUGAAAAAUGAAUUUUAUGGAAGAGAAACCGGAUUUUUUACUUAUAAUGAUACAAAAAAUGAUCUUGGUCAGCUUUUACUUGAUCUUAAUCAGUACCAGUCAGAUAUUCAUAUUGAAAGUUUUCUCGGUAUAAAUCUAAAUUUUUUAAAUAUUCAUCUUGAAAAUCAAGAGGGUCAUUUGUCUACAUCUAUGUAUCAUGAUCCAAAUAUUCAAGCUUAUGUUUUACCGUAUGUUGUUAGUCAUGCACAAUUAAUCUAUAAUUAUUAUUUUCGAUCGGCACUUAUUCGAGCUGCUCAUUAUUGUUCUAAUAUAUAUGACUUUGAUCAAGAACGUCUAUAUAUUGAAAUGACAUUUCUUGGAAAUGAUUUUCCAUUACAUAUUAUUGAACAUUAUCUUCAAAAGUUUUCCCUUGAAUUUAAUAUUGCAUCUUCACAAAAAAUGCUUGAUCAAACUGUCUACUUUUUUAUUGCAAUUUUUUGUAAAGAUGCAAUAUUAAAUUCAAGGGAAAACUUUUAUUAUACAGGACUUUUUGAUUUUCGAAAAGUCCAUAUAUAA
Molecule: messenger RNA, 1158 nt
Organism: Didymodactylos carnosus
Lineage: Eukaryota; Metazoa; Rotifera; Eurotatoria; Philodinida; Philodinidae
Source: the annotation of a GenBank genome assembly